AUGGCAUUUAGAAAAGGAGGAAAGAAAUCAUUUUAUAAAAAAAAAGAAGAAAAAGCUGAAGAUCAUACAAAAGAAGAAGAGGAGGAAGAUAACUCUGAAGAUGCUGGAAGCGAUAGUGAAGAUAAAACUCCAACAAAAAAGCAAAAAACCUCAAACUCAACAUCCAAUACAACCACAACUAAAAAAUCAUCAUCAUCAUCAUCAAGUAGUAAUGAUAAAUCAAUUGAUUUGGGUAAUAAAAGAAAAAUUCAAUUCUCAACAUUUGGUGGAUCUUCAAAGAUUGAUAUUAGGGAAUUUUAUGAAGAUAAAAACUCAAAAGAAUUAAAACCAGGAACAAAAGGUAUCUCUUUAACCUUCGAACAAUUUCAAAUUAUUGCAGAUAAUAUUGAUACAAUCUUAUCUUGGACAAAAUAG
This is a messenger RNA of Dictyostelium purpureum, 414 nucleotides long. RefSeq lists its product as uncharacterized. Gene Ontology annotation, biological process: positive regulation of transcription initiation by RNA polymerase II. The transcript is spliced from 2 exons. NCBI's taxonomy places the organism in Eukaryota, Evosea, Eumycetozoa, Dictyosteliales, Dictyosteliaceae. Gene Ontology annotation, molecular function: DNA binding; transcription coactivator activity. Bases 1 to 414 code for a protein of 137 amino acids. The record is from RefSeq and is a predicted model, not a curated record.